GAUGUACGUGGAACCACUAUAUAUACAGAGAGAAAGAGAGAAGACUAGAGCGAGACUUUCUGGUACGAUCUAUCAGACUUUAGCUUUACAACACAGAGUUCACGGGAAGAUCACCAGUUCACACUAUCGAAGGUCUCUUCUAGCUUGAAGAAGCUCAAUGAAGAAAUGAGUAAAAUCUUAUUUCUUAAUUUGGAGCCUGAUUGAGAACCAAAAUUUCCUCCGUUGGUUUAGUUGACAGAUUGUGGUGAGGUUUUUCAUCGGUGUUUCUUUGUCACGGAUCUGCCCAAAAAGAGAACGGACAUGGAACAAAAAAUGGGAAAGUUCGUAAUGGGGCAGCAAAACAACUCUGAGCAAAUUAGUUACAACUCUGUGGAUAACAGUAAUCAAGGCAUGGGCUCUGUAACUCAGAGAUUUAUUCAGGAUCCCUCUAAUUCUAUGAGUAUAAAUUCAAGACCAUCUGAUCAUAAUAUGACAGUUGGCGCAAGACCAGUUCUGAACUACUCCAUUCAGACUGGCGAGGAAUUUGCUCUUGAAUUCAUGUGGGAAAGGGUGAAUCCCAGGCAGUAUAUUCCAAAUUCUCCUGUUGAGGCUAAUAGUGACACUACAUCUGUGAAUCUACAUGGUGUGCUUGGAGCAUCUCAUACUGGUUCUGAAAGAUAUCCUGAUGCUUACUCGUUUCCGUCCGUUGAAAAGGGUAAAGUCCAAGAUCUUGUGAGUAAUGUUUCUCUAAGAGAUGAAAAGCCUAUAGACAAGUCCCUUCCAUCAGCGACUAGAACUUCAUCAAAAAUUUCAAGUAUUCACAGGUUUCAGAGUCAUUCUUCUAUGGGUUCUUUUGGUGGCUCGUUGAAAAUGUUGAAGUUACUCUGCAGUUUUGGCGGCAAGGUCUUGCCUCGUCCAAGUGAUCAGAAGCUUAGAUAUGCUGGAGGUGAGACACGCAUUCUCCGCAUUAGCCAGGAUAUUUCAUGGGAGGAGCUUAAGCAGAAGGCAAUGAUGAUGUAUAGUGAACCUCAUUCUAUUAAAUAUCAGCUUCCUGGUGAGGAUCUUGAUGCAUUGGUUACCGUAUCCUCUGAUGAAGACUUACAAAAUAUGAUGGAGGAAUGCAAUUUACUUGAUGUUGGUGAAUCCCAGAAGCUCAGGUUGUUUCUCAUUCCAAACAACGACUUGGAAGAUUCCCAGCUUGGUCUGGAGAACGUAGAAGGUGAUUCUGAAGUUCAAUAUGUUGUUGCUGUAAACAGUAUGGAUUUUGGUUCAAGAAGAAACUCGGUAGUUGUGAAAAGCCAUUUUGGGAACAAUUUGGAUGAGUUACUCAGCCUAAGAGUUGAAAGUGAGACGGGUCGUAUUCCCGUCGCGGUUGCUGCAGGUGGUACUUUAAAUGCCAGAGUAGUCUCACCUUCACCAAAUCAAUCUUCUCAGACGGCGCUGCCUAGUCCAUCGCAUGCUUUUGAGGCCAGUUCACUUGGUUACCAGGUCCAAACUAUCAAUCACCAACAGCAUGGAUGGCAUUCAUCACAGGCUUUCCACCAAAUGGACACCCUCCCUAAUGUAUAUCAGAAAACCAUAGUUCCACCAUCUGAUAGGAUUCAAUAUGGUUAUGGUUCUCUUCAAUCAACUCAUGCACAAAUUGCAGAAAAAAUGGUCCCAGAUCCUGUCCUUGGGCAGCCUUAUGGGAGCUUGAACGCUGAGGUAGCAAAAGUAUCAGGGUUGGAGACAAAACUUGACCAGGUUGAAUCUGAUAAAGAUCAUUCUCCAGUGACAGAUGUUCCUCGGACGGACACACAGAUGAACAUGGAAAACUCAAUCAAGAAAAUCAGCGACCAUACUAUAGUGCAGUCUCUUGAUGAUGGCAAGACAGACUCUUUACAGACUUAUGAUACUUCAUCUUUAACUAUUGCACCAUCAGAGGAAGCAUUUACUGUUACUAGUGCUGCAACGCACAAGGGAACUUUGGUCAUACCAAAAAUUAGUGAAAAGAAUCAUGAAGAUGCAAGGGAUUGCGUGCCUCCAAUUGUUGUUCAGGAUCAGAUGAUGAAUAAGUUUGAUAUCGACAAUCAUUCUCAUACAUCUGGUGCGUCCGUUCAUGGAGACUCCCUGGUAUAUGCUCAAGACAUCAGCUACGAACCAGAUAUUCUUCCUCACCGAAUGUUCCAAUCAGAAAGAAUACUCAGGGAACAGUCAGGGCUUAAUCGUUUGUUCAAAUCAGAUGAUUCUAUUGGUCCACAGCUCCUAAUGGCUCAUUCCAAAUCAGAUGUAUCACAGAAGAUUGCGGAAACAGCGGAUAAGUUGACUGGUUGGAAUGUGACGGACGAUUUGGAUCGUGCGUCUACUGAAGGGAACGUAAAAGAACCUCAGAACUUUGCUGAUGAUGAAAAUGACUUCAGUGCAAUGACUUCCAGAAAAAAUCAGUCAAAUCUCAAGGCUGAGCUUAAUGUUGGGUCAAAUUUUCCUUUGACAAAGCAAGGAACUUCUGAAUUUUCCCAAUAUGAAUCUGCUCCUGCAUCAACAGAGACUCGUCAGAAAGAAUUGCUUGAAAAAGCCAAUGAGGAGGAACUACAUGUUACGAGUAAGGAAGACAUUCCUUCUACUUCUGCUUCCGAAAGUAAGCACCAUUUAGCCGCUGGCACUCCAGAACAUGGGGACAUACUCAUUGACAUCAAUGACCGUUUUCCUCAUGAUCUUUUAUCUGAUAUUUUUUCUAAGGCCAUUACAGAAGAGAGCUCUGCUGGUUUUCCACAACUGCAUGGCGACGCAGCUGGCUUGAGUGUGAACAUGACUAAUCAUGAACCUAAACAUUGGUCAUUCUUUCAGAAUUUGGCAAAAGAUGAUCACAGAAAAGAUGUUUCCCUUAUGGAUCAGGAUCAUCUUGCGUUCUCAUCUUCACAAGCAAAAAUUGGAGAAGAUGCAUCCAUGGAUUAUGGUUAUCUACCUUUUGAGACUGGUGCAACUGCAGCAGAUGGUGUAGAUUCUAGUAGUAAUUUUGGUGCUAAAAAUCCGAGGCAAUCGUCUGGCCCUGUAGGACCUGACAUCAUGAAUUUGCCUUCUGAUUAUGAUAUUUCUCAGGCUCCUGGUGUCCAAAGUCUGCAAUUAGAUCGUCCAAUGACCUCAAGGACAGUUGGAUCUGAUUAUGAGGAUGGAAAGAAAGCAACUCAGCAGACAGGCUUCCCUCUUGUUGAUUUAUUUGAUCCCAGUACCCUUCAGAUCAUAAAGAACAGAGAUCUCGAAGAGUUGAGGGAAUUGGGUUCUGGAACAUAUGGGACUGUUUAUCAUGGUAAAUGGAGAGGAAGUGAUGUUGCUAUCAAGAGAAUAAAGAAGAGCUGUUUUGUAGGCCGCUCAUCUGAGCAGGAGAGGCUGUCGGCUGAUUUCUGGCAUGAAGCUGAAAUUCUGUCAAAGCUUCACCAUCCAAAUGUGGUGGCUUUUUACGGUGUAGUGCAAGAUGGGCCAGGAGGGACACUUGCUACCGUCACAGAGUACAUGGUCAAUGGGUCCCUCAGACAUGUUUUAAUUUCCAAGGACAGGUACAGGCAUCUUGAUCGUCGCAAGCGGCUCAUCAUUGCUAUGGAUGCAGCUUUCGGAAUGGAAUAUUUGCAUUCGAGGAAUAUUGUGCACUUCGAUUUAAAAUGUGACAACCUGCUUGUUAACUUGAAGGAUCCCUCCCGACCCAUAUGCAAGGUGGGUGAUUUUGGUUUGUCAAAAAUCAAAAGAAAUACAUUGGUUACUGGUGGUGUCAGGGGAACCCUUCCAUGGAUGGCUCCCGAGUUAUUAAAUGGUAGCAGUAGCAUGGUUUCGGAAAAGGUUGAUGUAUUCUCUUUCGGAAUAGUACUUUGGGAAAUUCUAACGGGCGAAGAACCUUACGCCAAUAUGCACUACGGAGCAAUCAUUGGUGGUAUAGUAAAUAACACACUCCGGCCGCCUGUGCCAAGCUUCUGCGAUCCCGAGUGGAGAUUACUGAUGGAGCAGUGUUGGGCGCCGGAUUCAUUGGCUCGCCCGUCCUUCACCGAGAUUGCUGCACGCUUACGCUCAAUGUCUGCUGUAAGCUUCACUAAACCACAAGUCUUUACACCACUCAAUCACUUGCCACCUAAGUGAUCACUUCCAAUUUUUCCAGCUGUGAUAUAUUUAUAAUAUUAUUUUCAAAACAUUAAUGGUCAUUAUAUUAUGGCCAGUAUAUUUUGUAUAGUAUGUAUAUAUAUAUAUUUACAUGGAGAGAUAGAUACUUCUCCUUCGUGUGCAUUUGAGUUGAAUUUGUCUUACUGAGUGUGAAUAAUUUUGUAUUAUUUCAAGGGAACUACAGAAACUGAUGUCAAUACAAUCACAAUUGUUUGCCAUUUUAUUUCU
This is a messenger RNA of Erythranthe guttata (spotted monkey flower), 4332 nucleotides long. RefSeq names its product kinase superfamily with octicosapeptide/Phox/Bem1p domain-containing protein. Gene Ontology annotation, molecular function: ATP binding; protein binding; protein kinase activity. Gene Ontology annotation, biological process: signal transduction; protein phosphorylation. Gene Ontology annotation, cellular component: cytoplasm. NCBI's taxonomy places the organism in Eukaryota, Viridiplantae, Streptophyta, Magnoliopsida, Lamiales, Phrymaceae. The record is from RefSeq and is a predicted model, not a curated record.